Molecule: messenger RNA, 2935 nt
Organism: Salvelinus fontinalis (brook trout)
Lineage: Eukaryota; Metazoa; Chordata; Actinopteri; Salmoniformes; Salmonidae
Product: sialoadhesin-like
Exons: 13
Coding region: 73-2535 (820 amino acids)
Source: RefSeq, a predicted model, not a curated record
ACCAGUCAGUUGACUCACUGUACAAGACAUCUCCCCUUCACUUCACUCUACUGCAGGGUGGGAAAUGCAACAAUGGCUUUGAGAAAAGCAGGAAGUGUGUUGGUGAUCUUUCUCUGGUCUGUAGCAGUUGUACUGGGUCAGGAUGGCUGGAGUGUGACAUACACCACUCAGAGUAUCUGUGCCUUGAAGGGGUCAACAGUGAAGCUGACCUGCUCUUACAGCUAUCCCAGAGGUCAUAAAUUCACAUCAACCUUCUGGUUCACUAAAAUGGAGACUGAAGAUAUAGGUCAGGACCCAGAGCAUGCAGGUCGUCUGGAGUAUCAUGGGAAUAAGAAGAAAGACUGUACCCUGAGAAUCACAGACCUGAGAGAGAGUGACUCAGCAACUUACUGGUUCAGAUUACUAACAGAUCAGGAAGGAGGGAUAUAUACUGGCAAACUUGGAAUGACUUUGUCUGUCACAGGUCUUCAGGUGAAGGUGACUGGUGGAAAUCAGGAUAAGACACUGACCUGUAGCACCACCUGUACUCUGACUGACAACCCCACCUACAUCUGGUACAAGAACGGACAACAUCUAGAUGAGAGCACCUCCCCCCAGUACAAAGACCCAGUCUCCAGUAACUAUGACGACAGUUACUCCUGUGCUGUAAAAGGCCAUGAGGAUCUCCGCUCUCCUGCAGUCUGUGUUCAGGGUCAGAGAUGCAGCAGAGUGACUUACACCAAGAGGAGAAUCUGUGUCUUAAAGGGGUCAACAGUGGACAUAUCCUGUAUUUAUGUUGGUUAUUAUUACACCACAUCGUCAUUCUGGUUUAGAAGUGAUAAGUCGACCCCUGAAGACCUAACCAGAGACCCAGAGAAUACAGGUCGUGUGGAGUACACUGGAACAUACGAAGGUCCCUUCACCCUGAGAAUCACAGAUCUGAGAGAGGAGGACUCAGCUGAGUAUCGCUUCACUUUUAAAACAAAUUACUUUGAAUGGGGUCAUAGUUUCCCAGGAACAACUCUGUCUGUCAUAGGUCUGCAGGUGAAGGUGACUCCUGCUGCAGAGGGACAGAAGACACUGACCUGUAGCACCACCUGUACUCUGACUGACAACCCCAACCCCACCUACAUUUGGUACAAGAACGGACAACGUCUCGAUGAGCCUGCUACCCAACAAUACUCUAGUAAUACCCUAGUAGUGUUGGGUCAUUAUGCGGACAGUUACUCCUGUACUGUAGAACACCAUGAGGACCUCCACUCUCCUGCAGUGUAUGCUCCAAAGAACACCUCAGUGUCAGUCAGUCCCUCUGGUGAAAUAGUGGAGGGCAGUUCAGUGACUCUGACCUGCAGCAGUGAUGCCAACCCACCUGUGGACAAAUACACCUGGUACAAGAAGAAUGGAGCUUCACUGACAGGAUCUGAAAAGACCUUCCUCAUCACCAACAUUAACUCUGAGGACAGUGGAGAAUACUACUGUGAGGCUGAGAGCAUAUAUGGGAGUCUCAACUCUUCUUCUGUGUCUGUGAACAUUCAGUAUGGCCCAAAGAACACCUCAGUGUCAGUCAGUCCCUCUGGUGGAAUAGUGGAGGGCGGUUCAGUGACUCUGACCUGCAGCAGUGAUGCCAACCCACCUGUGGACAAAUACACCUGGUACAAGAAGAAUGUAACCUCACCAAAAGCAUCAGGACAGAGUUACAGCAUCACUAACAUCAGCUCUGAGGACAGAGGAGAAUAUUACUGUGAGGCCCAGAAUGGAAGAGGAUCUAUGAACUCUACAGCUCUUAUGAUCAUUGUAGCAGAUGGACCAAAGAACACCUCAGUGUCAGUCAGUCCCUCUGGUGGAAUAGUGGAGGACAGUUCAGUGACUCUGACCUGCAGCAGUGAUGCCAACCCACCUGUGGACAAAUACACCUGGUACAAGAAGAAUGUAACCUCACCAAAAGCAUCAGGACAGAGUUACAGCAUCACUAACAUCAGCUCUGAGGACAGAGGAGAAUAUUACUGUGAGGCCCAUAAUGGAAGAGGAUCUAUGAACUCUACAGCUCUGAUGAUCAUUGUAGCAGAGAAACAAACCUCAGUUAUAACUGCAGCUGUAGGAAUCAUAGUGGUUGUUCUAGGUGUCAUACUGGCUUCAUGUCUCUCUGGACUCAUGUGGUUCAGGAAGAAGGUCUCCGAAACCACCUCUGACACAAGACACACGGCAGACAACGGACAGGGAGACUCUAGUCCAGUGUAUGACAACAUCUCAGGCAUGGCCAUGACCUCUACUGCAGAACAGACAGCAGCCACCGUCAACCAGGAUGAUGUUCACUACGCCAGCGUCCACUUCUCUCGUUCCAAAAACCAGGAAGUGCCUCUGUACUCCACCGUCCAGCUGUGUAAACCCAGGAAACAGGAAGAGGAUGUCCAGUACGAUGCUGUGAAAUUCAACUGCCCCAGUGCUGCCAACCGACCCACAGCAGCACAAGCAGCUGAGGACUCCUCUGAGAUCUAUAGUAGAGUCAACAAACCCAGAAGACCUGAACACAACAAACCCAGAACCAAGAGGACCUGAACACAACAAACCCAGAAGACCUGAACACAACAAACCCAGAAGACCUGAACACAACAAACCCAGAAGACCUGAACACAACAAACCAAGAACCAAGACCUGAACACAACAAACCCAGAAGACAACAAACCCAGAACACCUGAACACAACAAACCCAGAACCAAGAGGACCUGAACACAACAAACCCAGAAGACAACAAACCCAGUACACCUGAACACAACAAACCCAGAACCAAGAGGACCUGAACACAACAAACCCAGAAGACCUGAACACAACAAACCCAGAAGACCUGAACACAAUAAACCCAGAACCAAGAAGACCUGAACACAACAAACCCAGAACCAAGAAGACCUGAACACAACAAACCCAGAACCAAGAAGACCUGAACACAACAAACCCAGAA